UACAGUGGAAAAUUUCUCAUACGUGCUCAAAAUUUAGAGCACGACUACGGUAGUGCAUUCGUCUGUACAGAACAGUGACUCAUUCUUGCAAGCACUGUAUGAGAGUUGCCAUCGUUUACUUUUUUGGAAAGUUUUUCUGUCGCUAUUACAAUUGUUUCGACAUUUUGAAAUGAAUCAAUUGUGGUUUUCAUAUGGCAUCUUGGUAUAUAUGCGAUUAGAGAAAUUUUGUUAGGUUAGUUUCUAUUUGAAAAUAUGCUAAAUUUCUCUUAGUCGAUGCCUCAAGGUAUAUAUAGGCUAUACGGUAUCCAAGUCUUGCAAAAUCAAUUAGUCUCAUUGAGUUUUUGUUACAAAUAAUUAAAGCAUCGAUAAAAAGUUUGUAAAUGUGUAGUAGCGCUUUACAAUAGUAUUAAAAGAUUCUGAUUAAAAUCUGGAGAGAGUUGGCAACAACAAUAAAUGGCACGUGCAUCAGCUGUCGAAAGUUAUGACGUCACUUAGUAGUUGUAUGAUCGUUGUUUAGUGUGGUUGUGCGGCUCUCUUGGUGGCUCCUUCCUGGAUUAUUGCAUCUACUUCACAAGGCUCCUACAGAGACUCCCAUCACAUCCAUCACGUCCAGCAUGCCAGCUUGAGAUGCUAAUGUUACCCAAGUGUCCUCCAAACUGCAGAGCGUCCCACCUCCACAUCGCCCCACCUCCACGAGACCAGCUUGGCACCACAGACAACAGCCGCAUUUGGGGGUGCGGAGGGGGGGAGGGCGAGAGUGUAGCUCCAACCUUGGCUCCAGUCGACUGCACAGUGCACGUGUGUCUGCUCAUGUGACGACAGUCUGUCCUCACCAGUAGUUUUGUCUGACAUCGCCACAGUAAAUCUCAUGUAUUUGAACGUCUUUAGAGGAUUCACAAUUCGGACAGCUGAUUUAACAACUUGAAUUGUUUUCUACAAAGCUAGAUUGCGAGGCACACAUGCUGAAAAAGUGCUGUUCGCAUAAGGACAAGUGUUUAUAGACGCUAAGCAGUGACGCCGGUUCCUCGAGUCUGAGGUUCGAGCAUUCACGAUGGGAAACUACACCCGUAAACAGUGGUUAACGCUCAUCGUGUUCUGCAUUGCACAAUUCUGCAAUGCCGUGUGUGUGUCACUACAAGCACCAUUCUAUCCACAUGAAGCUGAGAUGAAAGGUGCCACAGCCACGCAGUACAGUUUCGUGUUUGCAGUUUUCGAACUUGUAGUGUUCACUGUGUGUCCAAUAUACGGACAGUUCUUGGAGAGAAUAGGAGUCAACUUCAUGAACAAUGCUGGAAUUUUCACAGUUUCAGUAUCGUGCAUUUUAUUUGGGUUUCUUAACCGGAUGAGCGGACCUACUGUUUUCUUGACAUUCUCGUUCAUCAUUCGGAUAAUAGAAGCGCUAGGUAAUGCCGCCUUCAUCACCACAGCUUUCAGCAUUAUAGCGCAGGAGUUCCCCUUGAAUGUUGCUUCUGCUUUUGCCACUCUGGAAACUUUCUUCGGGCUUGGUUUGAUAGCGGGACCCACAGUCGGAGGCGCUUUGUACGAGUUGGGAGGCUUCACUCUGCCAUUUGUGGUGCUCGGCUGCGUCUUGAUGGUCGCAGCAGCAAUGGUGUGGUACUUCUUACCUGUGGAAGGUAGUCUCAACAGACCAACUUCAAGAUACUCGGUGUUUUCGCUUUUGAGGAAACCAAAAAUAUUCCUUUUCGCCUUCACAACAAUGUCGGGGUCUAUCAGCGUUGGCUUCUUGUUUUCAACUCUGGAGCCCCAUAUACGUCCGUUGAAUCUAACUCCUCUGGAGAUCGGCCUAAUCUUCGUAUUAAACGGCUUUGCUUAUGCCGUUUCUGCGCCGAUUUGGGGCCGUUUAUGCGACAGAUGUCUUCCAGAGCGAGCUGCUACAACGAUGGGGGCUUUAACAGUCACUGUGGCUUUCUUGAUGUUGGGUCCUUCACCCAUUCUUCCCAUAAAAAACAGCUUACCUCUGUGUAUAUGUGCCUUGGUGAUUCAUGGCCUUGGCUUCGGGGCCCAGUUUGUGGCCACUUUCAGCGGGACGCAAAAGGAUGCCGUCGAGGCUGGGCUCCCUGACGAUCUCACAACCUACGGCCUCGUGUCCGGACUCUGGAAUUCUUCUUUUGCGCUUGGCGCCUUCAUCGGGCCAUCCAUCGCCGGGGUCAUGUUUGAUACCAUUGGAUUUGGUUGGGGCACCUCCAUCAUUGCCCUGCUUCACUUAUUGGUGGCCAUUGUCACAAUCUUCCUAUCUUGCUACUACCGCUACUAUCCAGACGAAGAUCUUUCUGAAAGAACGUCUCUUUUGCAAAGAUCUGCAAGAGGAAGUGAAUCCGCAGACUCCACGUAUGGCAGCGGCUGCAACUCAACCCGCGUGUCUCGCGAGGAUAUAGCUAUAGUUACUGUUGAUUAAAUUAUUACGCUUAGAAUAUUGUGACAAUAAUGGCUUUGUAUAUUUUUACUUGUUGCCGUAUGCCUCACAGUCGAAGAAAGGCUAUCGUAAGUCAAGAAAUUUAAUAGUUUCGCAAUU
Hyalella azteca is the source of this 2533-nucleotide messenger RNA. Its product is annotated as MFS-type transporter SLC18B1. Gene Ontology annotation, biological process: transmembrane transport. Gene Ontology annotation, molecular function: transmembrane transporter activity. The transcript has 3 exons. The coding region runs from base 1052 to 2416 and encodes 454 amino acids. The record is from RefSeq and is a predicted model, not a curated record. Lineage: Eukaryota; Metazoa; Arthropoda; Malacostraca; Amphipoda; Hyalellidae.